Molecule: messenger RNA, 384 nt
Organism: Spirometra erinaceieuropaei
Lineage: Eukaryota; Metazoa; Platyhelminthes; Cestoda; Diphyllobothriidea; Diphyllobothriidae
Source: the annotation of a GenBank genome assembly
AUGGGCCUAUUCGGCCACAUGCGCAUUCACGAGAGCGGAAUUGACCACAAUUCCGACACACCCACCACAUCCAUCACACCCACCAGGCCCAGCGCCAUCAUGGCUCCAUCGCCACACGCGCCCAUCAUCAUCACCACCACCGCUUCCUCUACAGCUGACACGGACAACGCCGGCCCUUCAUGCCCACACUGCCCACGCACCUUCACCUCACGCAUCGGCCUGGUCGAUCACUUGCGAAUCCAUCGUACAGAGACUGGCGAGCCAGUGCCUGGAGCACCAACCUAUACCCACCACGCUCGUCUCAACUGCCCACACUGCCCUCGCACUUCCAGGCAUCGCAUGGGCCUAUUCGGUCACAUGCGCAUCCACGACGAGCUGCGAUAG